CCCACUGACCCCUCUGUGCUCACCCACCCACUCUAACAACCUUCUGUGCCCAUGCCUCAUUUGUGCUGAUCUCUUCAAGCUUUGGACCUCAUCAAGCACACAACUGAGUGAGAAGCAGCCCCUCCUCUGGAUGCCACCAUGAGACCGGUGUCUCUGGGGCUGUUCCUCACCUUCACUCUGCUGCCUUUCACUGCUGGCUCCAUCCUACCAGGAUUAUUGGAGGGGAGAAGCAGGGAGCAGAAAGUGUGGGUCAGAGAGGGCAGUUCAGCCGUGCUGCCCUGCCACUUGAACCCCAGAAAGACGGGGGAGAGCCCAAGGCAGCUGUCUGACAAGACAUCUGUGCUGUGGAAGCGGCAAGGGGGAAGUGUGCCCCAGGAGCCGCACGUGGUGCUGGAGUUCGGCUACUCGGGCCUGCAGAAGACAGCGCUGCGCAUGAAGCCCCGGGUGUCGCUCCAGGACUCCAGCCUAGGCAGCGGCAACUUCUCCCUGCGGAUCGACCCCGUGCGGAGCCGGGACGCUGGGCUGUACGAGGCACAGGUGAAAUACAAAACAGAGGUCCACAGCUGCCACGUGGAGCUGGGGGUGAUCACAGUAACCCUCAGUCCACCCAAUCCGGUGAUAGGAAAUGAGCUGCUCUUGAUAAACUGCAACUCCAGCCACCGGGCCAGCCUUGUGGAGACAUGCUGGUUCCAUGACAAGCACCCAGGCCCCACCUCCAGGACCUUCUGCUCCUUGUCCAGGACUCUCUCCAUCCUCCAUCCAACCAUGAGUGAUGCGGGCUCCUGGCGCUGCCAGCUUCGGUACUCUGAUAAGGAGAUAAUUUCUGCUGCAUUCAACCUGCAAAUUCUAGGUUUUGAUGGCCCAUCCAACCCUGUGGUCUAUGCAGCAGCUGGCUCUGCAGCCGACCUACCCUGCAGUCUGAGCUACCUUCCCAGUGCCUUUGGCAUGGGUGUGGUGACAGCCCACUGGAGCCACCUUGCAGGAGGACAUUUGCAAGACCGGGGCAUCUCCCAGAAUGUGAGCAGCAGAAGCUUCCCGCUGCAUCUCCCGGCUGUGGGGCUGGGUGAUGCAGGGCAGUACCGCUGCACUGUCUCUCUGGGACACAGGACAAUCAGCAGGGACGUGACCUUGGCCGUGGUUACAGUGACUCCGAGCAUCCAAGGGCCAGUUUCUGAGGGGAGUCGUUUGCUGCUCAUCUGCAUCCUCACACACACCCAGGGACACGAGCGUUUCCAGUGGACACACCUUGACUCAGCCCCCACUAAGAGCAAGCUGGCUCUGGCUGCUCCCCGGAUGGGACCUACCUUGGAAAUACCCCAAGUGUCACAGCAGGACACAGGCACCUGGGAAUGCAGUGUGUAUGGCCCAGAAGGCAGACUGGGAGCAGUGGAAUAUGACCUGCAGAUCACAGGUGCCCAGGUCUCCAGCGCUCCCUCCAUCUUCAGUGGGCAGAUUACUUUUGGGCUCACACUCAGCCUCUUUUUUCUGCUUGCUGUUUGUGUUCUGGCUCUGGCCCUACAAAGAAGGGCACGGGCUCCUGCCUUCCCAGCACUGGAAGGGAUGUGUGCAGUCAGUGUGCCGUGGAAGUCCAUGGAGGAAAGCCAGAAAGGGAAGAUCCAGCAAACAGAGUGCUGAUGGAAGCAGGGGGCAUUGGGGCUGGUCUGCAUGGGAGGAUGAAACUCUGUGUGCCACGAGAGUGAGAUGGGCACCAUGCAGACCUGUCAGGAGGGAUGAGGGAUGGCACGAGCAGUGCAGGGGACCUUGGCAGCUCUACCUGCAGAGGGGCUGGCAGCUGCAGCCAGGGCAAGGCAGGUUACCACUGCAGUCAGGUGCCAGCAGCAGAGAUGCUUUGGAGCUAUUGGGAGUAUCUGAGCCAGUAGCUACUGCCUGCUUUGGUGCCACAUCUCUGUCCCACUCUUUGCCCCUCUUUCACAGCCUCUCUCUCAGCCUUUCUUGGGUGGAACCCUUGGAUGCAGUAUAUGGCUGGAAUCCACCUCCCCUGCAGUCUGACAAUGUUUUUUUCCCCCAUGCUCACUCUGUUCUCCUCUCCCUCUCCCUGCACUGCCCUGCUCACUGCCCUGUUGCACAUUUUGAGCAUUUUAAUUUAUUAGAAACUAAUUUUAGAACUUAAA
Molecule: messenger RNA, 2132 nt
Organism: Oenanthe melanoleuca
Lineage: Eukaryota; Metazoa; Chordata; Aves; Passeriformes; Muscicapidae
Gene: LAG3
Product: lymphocyte activating 3
Exons: 8
Coding region: 139-1635 (498 amino acids)
Biological process (GO): interleukin-15-mediated signaling pathway; positive regulation of ERK1 and ERK2 cascade; T cell activation
Cellular component (GO): external side of plasma membrane; membrane raft
Molecular function (GO): protein tyrosine kinase binding; MHC class II protein binding
Source: RefSeq, a predicted model, not a curated record